Zingiber officinale is the source of this 789-nucleotide messenger RNA. RefSeq lists its product as uncharacterized. Lineage: Eukaryota; Viridiplantae; Streptophyta; Magnoliopsida; Zingiberales; Zingiberaceae. The coding region runs from base 141 to 611 and encodes 156 amino acids. The transcript is spliced from 6 exons. The record is from RefSeq and is a predicted model, not a curated record.
UUUUCAUCACUUCCUCUCCUUUUCUUUCGCCCCCUUUUUGGUCGCAGUUCCAGGCGGAGCAGCACCGUGAGAGGAGAGGAGGGUGGGCGACGUGCGUCCCUCUCUCUCGAUCUCGGGAUUCUCCGGAUUGCUCGGCUAACAUGCUGGAAAGCGUUUCCGAGGGCGUCAACAGAUUCGCACCGCCUCCUCCGAGGAACCGGCCUCUCAAUCGGCGCAAAUCUGGCGAUAGAUAUGAUAAACCUAAUUACUCAUAUGGCCUUGACGGGGAAAAGAGUCAAGCGUCUUAUUCGAAAAACUUUACUACAGUAGAACGAGGAGAGAUUCCUCACAGUAACAUUGCAAAAGUGAACACUCAUUCUAAGUUAAUACCUUUAGAGGGGUGUUCAUCCAGUGAGGCUGUGCAAUUUCUAGCUGAGCGUUGGGCAGCAGCUGUGCAUCUAUUGGAUGACCCAUCAACUGAUGUACACGAAAGGCCAGUUGUGUACUCUGGAGCCAGUGGAUCAUCCUGGGUUCACUCCAAGCUUCCCCAUCAGAACGACUUUCUUGGGGACUUACAGCGCAAAAUCCAGAAAGCUGAUAGCGAUGCAGGAUUGGCCACCAGCGUCAAUUGAUGAGCGCAACUUGUGACGGUUUAAUGUUUGGACAACCACCUCAUCUGUAUGGUGUUGUGUGGCAUACAACUUGUAGAAAUAUGUUAUAUUUCUGGUACCUAUUUGCUGGUUGUAUUUUAAUGCCUGUAAUCAGUAACUAAAUAGAGCUAUCAAAUGAGCUGGGUCUGUUUGUAUUUUA